AUGGAAUACCAACUUCCGUAUGACAUCCUGGGGAAAUGCAGUGACUACCAAGAAAGUCCCCUAGAUGCUGAGGCUUCCAUCCUCCUGCUGUUGGCCCUUAUUCUCUUUGUCAACAUUGGGAUCAACCUGACAACUGUGAUGUGGCACAGGCUCCAGAAUGCCUUAGACAAGAUGGUCGACAAUUUUAGUCCCAAAAGUGAUAACUCCAAGACUUCUGAAAGAUGCCCCCAGGAUCACCCACCCAAGGCCCAAGAUGUCCACAUUCACUGCACAUUGGACCCUGUAGAAGUGAAGCUGUCUCAGUCUUCCUCCUCCUCUUCCUCCGACCACUAUCUCCAGGACCUCGCCCUCCAACGCCGCCGCCAGCGCCAACGCAAACGCCGCCGCCGUUGCAGCCCCCGACAUUACCCCAAACGUCGAGGUCAUAAAAGGGGGACUUGCCCACGCCCCCAUCCCUGCAGCCACCAGCGGAAGCGAUUCCCCUCAAAUGGCUCUGUUUUCCCUAGCAAAAACCACUGGCACAGGAUGAUGCUUGCUCCUUCCUCUGACAAGGAAGAUCUGGAGUCCUACCUAGAGGAGGAGGAGAGCCUGUCCUACCCACGCCCCAAAAACUUACAGAGACCUUGGGGGCCCCUCUGCAAGCGAGUAGACCUAGCCCCCAACGUCGAUCUCUGGGGCUGUAACGGGGGCAUCCUGGCCAGCCUGCCACCACCCUCUCUCUACCUGUCUCCCGAGCUGCGCCUCAUGCCCAAGCGUGUGGAGGCCAAAUCGGAACUGAGACUGCAGAAAUUCAGGCCCCACUGCUCACAAACCCAAGUCUGGGACAACAUGGAAGCUGAGCAGCCCGCCCCAUGUCUGCCACCUCCCCAACGGCUGCCCCAUAACUCAUCCUUGGCCCCUGGAACUCACACCCCUUACCCCUCAAAGGGCCAACUUCUGUAUGAAUCCUGGCAGCAUCGGAGGCAUGGCCUGCCAAGCUCUGAGCCCCCAUUAGCCCUGCUACCCCGAAGUUCCCCGCCCGUGGUCCAGGAGCCCCACUCCUCACACUGCCACCGGAGGAGCCUCCCCAGCCCUGUUUAUAGUCAACCCAACCGCAGCCACCAUUCUUCCAUGGGACACCUGAGCCACAACACCCACGAUAUCCGGCGACGGGCCACUGAAUUGUCCGAGGCGCCACCUGUUCAACAUGCCCUGACCACCUCCACGUCCCUCAAUGUGUUGAAUGACAGUUCGUGCCAACAGGGCUCGGUCCCCACCACAGCCAUGCAGCACCACUAUGUCCAGCCCUUGCCUGAAGUCCAGCCUGCUGAGCCCCCCCCACCCACGCCCACCUUCAUGCCCCUCAGUAGGAGCCCAGGGGUUAAAGCCAACCACCAGGUGGUAUAUGACAGCGUAGAACUGAAGCGGCAGGUACAGGAGAACAGAGCGCGAACCAACUCGCUGCCACCUCCCUCCUUGACCUCGAAGUCCUGUCAGCACUGGGGCAGGAACAUGAAACACAGCUGA
Messenger RNA from Suncus etruscus (white-toothed pygmy shrew), 1506 nucleotides. It is a transcript of the gene SPEM2, whose product is annotated as SPEM family member 2. Lineage: Eukaryota; Metazoa; Chordata; Mammalia; Eulipotyphla; Soricidae. The transcript has 3 exons. The record is from RefSeq and is a predicted model, not a curated record. The coding region runs from base 1 to 1506 and encodes 501 amino acids.